Penicillium atrosanguineum is the source of this 273-nucleotide messenger RNA. RefSeq lists its product as uncharacterized. The record is from RefSeq and is a predicted model, not a curated record. Bases 1 to 273 code for a protein of 90 amino acids. NCBI's taxonomy places the organism in Eukaryota, Fungi, Ascomycota, Eurotiomycetes, Eurotiales, Aspergillaceae. The transcript has a single exon.
AUGCUUAUCUCGGAGUUAAGGAAACGCGUAGCGCAAUGUGCUUUGGCCCCACGCCUCGAGUACGAACAGCGAUAUACGUACGCAAAGAAGCAGAUCUCAGGUUUCGGUGAGCAGGCCGUCACAAUCAAGAACUACCGAGAAAUUGAGUAUCUGCCCCAUCAAUCUGAACCUCUCAGCAAAGCAGCCCAUUCUGGCAAUCUCAAAAUGGUCAACUCCUCGUCGAAUAUGGAGCAAAUACUUGCUCAUAUACUCUGGCCGGAACUUGGAUUCUGA